Molecule: messenger RNA, 1024 nt
Organism: Sinocyclocheilus grahami
Lineage: Eukaryota; Metazoa; Chordata; Actinopteri; Cypriniformes; Cyprinidae
Product: GRAM domain-containing protein 2-like
Exons: 10
Coding region: 134-1024 (296 amino acids)
Biological process (GO): regulation of store-operated calcium entry
Cellular component (GO): endoplasmic reticulum membrane; organelle membrane contact site
Molecular function (GO): phosphatidylinositol-4,5-bisphosphate binding
Source: RefSeq, a predicted model, not a curated record
CACGGGUCUCUAAUGCUGCUGCUCUCAUAAUACAUCACACUACAUAACGCUCACUAUCACACUUAUGACCUUUUAUGAGCUCGGACUAUUAUAACACCGGUAAUGAUGGCUUUUUCUUCACACUGACACCUCUAUGGGAUACGUCGAGCGAGGGUUUGGAUAUUUCCUGUCCGUCAGGCCUAAGACCAUGAGUGAUCAUCAGGAUCAGGCUGAAGAUGUCGGCCUCCUAACGACUCAUGAUCAGUCAGAGCCCUCAAAGGACGAUGACAUGCAUUUCAGGGUGCAUCUAAUAGAUGAUCUGUCAUAUGAGGACGCCAAGAAAUGCUACCGUGGAUCUACCGUCAGCAAGUACAAUGCGCAGUACCACAAGCUUUUCCAGAGCAUUCCCAAAGAAGAGCUGCUAAUGAAAGUUUACUCCUGCGCCCUGCUGCGAGACAUCCUGCUGCAAGGCCGACUCUAUAUCUCUCGAAACUGGCUGUGUUUCUACACCAACCUCUUUGGUAAAGACAUCAAGGUGGCCUUUCCUGUUGCGUCUGUGCGGUUGGUGAAGAAACAUAAGACAGCAGGUCUGGUUCCUAAUGGCUUGGCUAUCACCACAGACAGCAGUCAGAAGUACGUGUUUGUGUCUCUACUGUCCAGAGAUAGCGUCUAUGAUGUGUUGAGAUGCAUCUGCACACAUCUACAGGUCAAUGGAAAGAAGAUCCUAAGCCUCAAGCAGUACAUGGAGGAGCCCAUCUCUUUAUCUCUGGAUGAGUUCCCUGUCCCUGAAGUUUUCCCUGUACCAGAUGAGUUUCCUCCGGUGCUGAAGUGGAGGAGGAAGCCGUCAGUUGUGUCUGUAGCUUCAUCUCUUCCUGACUUACUGGGAAACUCCACCGCCGGCCUGAGUGCCGUAGACGCCCCCUUCCAGACAGACAAGCCUCUGGAGGAUCAAAGUCUGGAGACCAAGAAGAUCCUCCUGACAGAGACGAUACCAGAACUGGGCCAGAUGGAGUACCAGCUACUGAAAUUCUUCAUCCUGCUGUGA